ACCACAUAUUACUGUCCAAGCGCAAAAGCAAACGCCAUUCAAUAUACUUUUAACUACCCUUUAUGCCAGCGCAAGAUCCCCUCCACCAUUCCACAGACAGCUAUCUUCCAGACCCUUCAUGGCAAGAUGACGCCUCGGAUGACUUUAUUCUCGACACGACUUGGGACGCUCCUCACCAUCGCGGUACAUUACACAGCCGCGAAGGAAAGCGCAGGCUACUCCUGAUAUACAUCCAUGGCUUUCUCGGGUCAGAAGACAGCUUUUAUGGGUUUCCUAGAAAGGUCCACAAUCUCCUCAAGGCAGCGCUGUCUCGGACUCAUGUUGUAAACACAAAGAUAUACCCGCGAUAUAAGUCGCAAGGACCUUUAGACGUUGCCCGCGAUGAUAUCAUCCAGUGGUUAUCGCCUCACCAGGCUCCAGAUUUGGAUCUCAUACUGCUCGGUCACAGCAUAGGAGGUCUUGUCGCCGCGGAGGUUGCACUCGCGACCUCUUGCAAUAUCAGCAGCCAUACUAUUUCGAGCAGUCGCCUGAACCAUCACUUUGUCGGCUUGGUGACCUUUGAUGCUCCAUUUCUUGGCCUUCAUCCACGCGUCGUUGGAACGGGAAUCGGCAGGUUGUUCUCUCGAAAAGGAGAGACAAACAACGAGGCGCAAGACGUAUUACAGCGUGAUGGCACACACAGCCUAGCAAUUGAAGAUGAUGCAACAUUCGACUCAGGCUCAACUAGUGAUAUAAAGAAACCUCGGCGGACCGCAUGGGAUGGGGCCCGCCAUUUCAUUAAAAAGAAUGCAGGCCAGGUGUCCCGUUCUACCCUCCAGUACGUGUUCUCAUACUAUGACCAUGUCGGCUGUCUGAACAACUAUUUCGGCCUCGUCAGACGACACAAAAAACUCUGUCAUUGGGCCAAGGGGGGCGAAACAGGCAGAGGGUUGCGAUUUGUUAACUACUAUACCUCUGCUGGCCGACUUGGCGAACCGCUGGCCAAUAAUGAUCGCCAAAAUGACAAGUUUCACAGCGAUAAGGAAUCUCUUACCUGCAACGAAAUGAGGCAAAUGUACGAUCAUUCCAAUUCACAGUCCCGGGGGCGACUGUUCUGCUACGUUCCAGAAAAGGCCCGCGGUGAGAAUCUCUGGGUACCUCUAUACAUGGACGGCAUGGACGAAAUUACCGCCCACCAGUCCAUGUUCCUUCCCCUUGGCACAUAUUACGAGCAGCUGGUUGGGAGCACUGUGGCACGAAUUGAAAGCUGGAUCUUAUGAGUGUACAUAUUCCCGGAACCAUGAAGGCUAUAUCUAUACAAGGGAUCAGCAAGUAAGUCGAGUUAAUAACCAGC
Molecule: messenger RNA, 1333 nt
Organism: Aspergillus calidoustus
Lineage: Eukaryota; Fungi; Ascomycota; Eurotiomycetes; Eurotiales; Aspergillaceae
Source: the annotation of a GenBank genome assembly